Perca fluviatilis (European perch) is the source of this 956-nucleotide messenger RNA. Its product is annotated as putative nuclease HARBI1. Lineage: Eukaryota; Metazoa; Chordata; Actinopteri; Perciformes; Percidae. The record is from RefSeq and is a predicted model, not a curated record. The transcript has 3 exons. The coding region runs from base 1 to 552 and encodes 183 amino acids.
AUGUCUUCAUCUCCUUCCCUGGCCACAGAAGACUCUGUGACAUCAAAGAGGAGUUCUAUAGGAUUGCAGAUGGUCUGCAAUGCUGACUGUGUGAUCAGCAAUGUUGUGGCAAAAUGGCCUGGCUCAGUCCAUGACUCCAGAAUCUUUCGGGCCUCUGAAAUCUAUCAGUGCCUAUCACAAGGUGAAUUCUCUGGUGUGUUGCUGGGAGACAGGGGGUAUGGCUGCCAGCCUUUUCUCCUGACACCUUUCACAGACCCCCAGGAAGCACAGCAGGCCUAUAACCAUGCCCAUGCCAGGACCAGGGCCAGAGUUGAAAUGACCUUUGGCCUCCUGAAGGCACGCUUUCACUGCCUUCACAAAUUAAGGGUCAGCCCUGUUAGGGCAUGUGAUAUUACUGUGGCUUGUGCUGUCCUCCACAAUGUGGCCUGCCUGAGGAAGGAGAGGGCCCCCAGAGUGCCACCAGCCAUGGACUGGGACAAUCCGGCAAUCUUCCCUGAUGACGACAGUGGUCGGCUGCUGAGGGACCGAUAUGUGUUGAAUUAUUUUAGUUAGUAUGUGUGCUUUCAAUUUUGGUAAAAUAUGUCCUGCGGUGGCAGAGGAAUUUGGUUUUUUUUGGGUUCGUUUUUUUACGAAUUUGGCCUCUUAUGAUGUUUGUGCGGUAUACUGUGUGUAAUACAAGGCUGCAGGGAGGCUACUGCAUCCAUUCAUUUGUCUGUUCAGUUGAUGUGUAUGGAUUUGUCCUGCAUUUAUUUUAGUGUGCAGACAUGCAGGGUGUGUUAUAUACAGACCUUUGAAUGUGUAUGUAUCAUUUUGUAUAAUAUGCUUUGAUUCUGUGCUUUCCAUCUUGUAGAGUCACUGUGACUUCAGUUUCGAAAGGAGCUGAUGGUUUACCUGCUUUGUUUUGUCCUUAUUCAAUAAAGGAACAUAAUGUUACACAUUGUGUUUUUAUAUUCAUA